AUGGCUUCACCACCACCACAACACAGCGACGGUCUUUUCUUCUCAUCAUCACCGACGCAAAUUAUCCCAGGCCCUGACCAGGAAGUGGAAGAACUUGUUCGUCGAGCGCAAAAGAUUUCCCAACUCGAUUUGUGCCUCGAGGAUGUCUUAUCGAAUAACAGAAUUGAAUUCUUCAGCAGUUUCAGGAGACAACUCGAGUUGAUCAAAUCGCGCUCACAGGCUUUCCAGGACUGUCACGUCACUGUGUACGACAAAACUCUCCUUGUACUGACGCGAAAUGGCAACGACAUGAACAACCCGUCGGCCGUCGUAUUCUAUUGUGAAGAAUUUCUUGCUAUUCCCAUGAGCUUGAGCCCAAUCCAGAAGGAGUCGUUGUUGAAGAGCUCACUCGUUGCUCCUGUGGCCUUGUCCGAAGUACAUUCCGCUCCUCAGCUCCAACAAGGCCCCGUUCCCACGAAAGGUGGCAGAAGUCUGUCUCCAGAUAAGAAGCGCUUGUUUAAGAAAGAUCGCCAGGAACAAAAGCCAGCUAUUUUCGCGAUCCUUGCAGCACAAGUUGGUGAUGCAGCGCUUCGGCUCUGGACAGUGUACGAAAAGGCCAAAGAAGAUUUCUUCGCCAUCUCUGAUUCCAACAGCUUUGACAAACAGGCCGCUGCAAAGUUCUUGCGUGAUACAGCCGAGAAUACCCUUGAGUAUCUUGCAGACAAGGAUCCUGGCCAGCAAUUACUCGACGAGCUCAAGAUGACGUUAGCUGUUGCGAAGCAUACUGCGAUGACACUGCAUGGUGGCAAGAAGAGAAAGUUUGAUGAGCCUCUGGCGUCCCGGGAUACCUACAGGGGAAAUCCAGCUCGUGUUACCAGACGAGAGCACCUCCACGAAAUACGAGCUAAUGACAAACUAGCUGAUAGAGUACAGCCUCGAGCCAAGAACGAUAGAUUCGACCUUUUUGAUGGACAUGCCCGAGCACUUGAACAUCGCCAGAGACCAAGGAGCCGAGAACGUAUGAGUGAUCGCAGACAAUUUUUCGCACCAGAAAUUUCUCCUAAGGAUAUGAGAACCUCGAAAAGACGACAGAACCAAUAUCCCGGGCGAGGCCACAGCGGCAUACCAUUUGGCUACACACGGCCCGUUGAUUCGUAUUGUCCAGGUUCCGGCUAG
Lithohypha guttulata is the source of this 1155-nucleotide messenger RNA. RefSeq lists its product as uncharacterized. Bases 1 to 1155 code for a protein of 384 amino acids. The transcript has 2 exons. Lineage: Eukaryota; Fungi; Ascomycota; Eurotiomycetes; Chaetothyriales; Trichomeriaceae. The record is from RefSeq and is a predicted model, not a curated record.